Molecule: messenger RNA, 2510 nt
Organism: Pogonomyrmex barbatus (red harvester ant)
Lineage: Eukaryota; Metazoa; Arthropoda; Insecta; Hymenoptera; Formicidae
Source: RefSeq, a predicted model, not a curated record
AACUGCUUCGAAUCUGCUUCGAAACAUUUUUAACAACUUCAACAAUUUAUCUUAUAAAUACAAAUUUUUAAUCGACAACUUAAUUAUUAUGCCGUAAAGUAAAUUAAGAUCAAAGGCAACAAUGAUUUACGUUAAUAGUUUUUAAAUAGUUUCCAAAUUGCACAUCUGUAGGUUUAUCUCUUAAUAUAACCGUUAGUUUUCCCGACAGCCAUUUUUACCCGCACGAUAUUUUGCGAGAUAAUAAAGGCUUGUCUCGUCAUUCUGUCUUUUACAUAAGUCGUAUAUUGCAUUUGGAAUGCAGAUACUAAAACAUAUGAUGACAGCAACAUCACCAAUCGCAUAAAUCACCAACCGCAAAAAUAACUGUUAUACUAUCGAAACGAAGAAACCGAUUCGAGCUGUGAAUGAUGAGUCUUUCUUUUUUUUCUUACCGAAAGAAUUGUGGCGAGAAGUAAAAUUGCGAAAUAUUAGACCGAUUCUUCGAACAUGGAUAAAUAUUAACGGAUGGUGAAUGCAUAGAAUGUCGUCCUCCUAUUAAUUUAAUAUUCCGUAGCUCAGACAGCACAAAGUUCUUGAGUACUUAGCCAAAACUUUCCAUCCACAGAUUUGAAGGACGCGUGCCAGUUAGUCUUUCCAUUUAUUCUUCUGUCAACUUCGCGUAAAUUUAUUUAUAUUAUCGUACCUAUCACACGCUUCGCCCAAUUUUCGUUAUUCGUAUACAUGAAACCUGCUACCUCUAUAUAAUGGGCUCUUUAUAUAGUGACAUAAACAUUGUUCUUUCUGUUUUGGCAUUCAAUGAAUAACAAGGAUAAAAUGAUAUUUGUGUCACUAAAUAAGAAUCAUUAAAUACAUUUAAAUAUAAUUAAAUACAUUUUUCGUCUCUUCGUGUUCCCCUCCUCCCCCCCCUCGUCCGUAAAGACAGGAGGAACGUUGCAUAUUUAAUUACUGCCGUGCGACAUGCCCUUUCGCGAGGAACAUAUUUCAUUACGAGUAAGUAAAACGUAUAUUACGACAUGUAGAUGUAGGUAUUUGUUCAUAAUACGCUUCUUUCUCGCAUGCAUUUUUAUGCAUGAGGGAGCGGCCUCGAGAAGCAAAUGAAAAAAAAAAGAACAACAGCGAAACAGUUGCUCGAAGUAUCGGAUAAGCGAAACAGUUGCUCAAAGUAUCAAAUUGCAAAGUACAUUUGAGUCCUCUCUGAGGUACCAUUCGGUACGAUACAAAGUUUUACCCCUGAAUACGUAAGUUUUUAACUGCCUAGAUUACAUAUAUAUCUCUCGAUGACUUCAUCAGUUCUUUUGAAACUUAAGCUUAAUUUUUUACGUUACAUCUCUUAUGUCAUUUUGCUUAUUGCUUUAUCGACAUCUUGCGCGCUAAUUGCUUGCGUAGUUCGCAAUAACAUGAUUUUACCGAUAGAAUAAUUCGACAUUUUCUUUCGCGAGACUUUCGCCAUCGACCAUCAUGACAGUGAGUCGUUCUCGUUCGACAUCGAACAUGAAUUAUCAGAGAAAAAAGAAACAGAAUACAUAAGAAAGAAAAAAAAAAAGAGAAAAAUCUUGCGAUGCAGUGGAACGAGACGAGCAUAGACGCGCGAGGGUAGAAAUUCGCCGCAGAUGUAAUGGAAUUGAUUGUGCCAAGGGGUUGUCUUUGCGGUGUUACAGGAUGCAGGCGGCGCUUAGCAUCAAGCGUCAACGAGAGCGCCGGGAUCAGCAGCGUCGCGCGCGCGAUCGUCGUAAUAGCGCGCAAUCGAACGAAAGCGGCUUGACGUUGUCUAAAACCUCGAUCGGAUUGCUGGAUCGUCAUGGUAAACACAAAGACACGCAGAGCGAGACGUGCGCCGGCCAGGAGGGUAUGCUGGUGAUCAUCUCGACCGGGAUACUAUACAUCGGCGUGAUGUUCCUGAUGCUAGGCGCCUUCCUGCUUACGGGCGGUCUAACGUGGGGCGAUCUCUCCCAAUGGGGUAAGAAGACGACCAGCAGCUGGUGGAACGCUCUGAUCGUGGUCGGUCUCUUCGCGAUCGUCACCGGCAUCCUGCUUAUUGCUCUGAACAGCGUGUUGACGAAGAAGGAGGAGAAACGUCUCAAGAGAUACAUUCAGGGGCAGCUCAUCAGGUCCCGGUCUGAUUAUCAAUUGAACCGAGACGUGAAGACCGGCGGUUUGAUCACUCCCCAAGCUAGACAGGCGAGGCAGAUGUCGGACACCUGCCUCGAGAUCAAGGACAACGGCUCGCCGGGACGCAGCCCGCCGUCGCCGUACACGCCGCAGAUCGUGAUCAGCGAUGACAAUCAGUCGGCUGUUCAGACAAGCACGCAGUAUCUGGAGCGGAUCACCGAGGAGGAGAUCGUCCGCGACCGCGUCGAGACCUCGACCGCCAAUAGUCUCUGCCCGGGGUCGCCUCGACCGAGCGAGACUCGGAAGUUGCUGCAAAAGCGAUUCUCGAAGCAAAACAGGAAUCCGCAACAAGUUCACCUGAAGAGCUAGUAAAAUCGAGAAAGAGAGACGGAAGCGACGCG